This is a messenger RNA of Procambarus clarkii (red swamp crayfish), 813 nucleotides long. RefSeq names its product probable serine/threonine-protein kinase DDB_G0278665. Gene Ontology annotation, molecular function: protein kinase activity; ATP binding. The record is from RefSeq and is a predicted model, not a curated record. Lineage: Eukaryota; Metazoa; Arthropoda; Malacostraca; Decapoda; Cambaridae. Gene Ontology annotation, biological process: signal transduction; protein phosphorylation. Gene Ontology annotation, cellular component: cytoplasm.
AUGGAACAGAUUAACAGAGAAGUCGUCGAUCGCUUGCUUAAAGACAAGACGAAAUUUCUCGGCUCUGGGACGUAUGGAGAAGUUACUCUUGUCGAGUGGCUCGGAGAGCCAGCAGCGCUUAAGGUGUCAAGGUCUUCUUCAUUUUCCGAAUAUUUCACCAAGGAAGCCAAAGUUUUGUCGUUGCUGAAGGGCGCAGGUGGCGCUCCCCUGCUGCUCGGAGUUACAAUCAAUCCUCCAGCGCUGCUGACCACCUACAAAGGCAGCCAGACGCUUGAAAACGUGUUACUAAACUCAGAGUACAACUUACUCGACGUUGGACUACAGGUUGGCAGAAAACUGCUAGAAAUUCACCAGGCGGGUAUUGUACACAACGACAUAAAGUGUGAUAACGUUAUGGUCCAAGGACCGCCUCACGAUCCAGUAAUUAGUCUAAUUGACUUUGGAGUGGCCUCCAGAAACAAAGUAAAAAUCUUUCUGGCAGGGCACCCAGAUGUUCACACAACAUACGCCCCAGAAGUCCUUCAGCAAAAGGCUAGUACAUUUGCUUCUGAUGUGUUUUCAUACGGAAAACUGAUGUUGGAGAUCUUGCAAGCGUUGCCCACACAACACCCAUCACUGGAGCAAAUCCUCCAGGUAGCUACUCAACCCAACCCUAGGAGGCGCCCAUCACUUCAAAUCCUGCUGCGUCGCCUACAAGAAAACAUUAGCAAAAUCUCCCUGGCUUCGAAUCAAUCCUCUAAAAAGCCCUAUCCGAGUUUAACUCCAGAGACCGUCAGCCUCCAACAUGGCAGGACACUGUGUCAACGUCCAUAA